UUACAAUACUGCCACCACUUUCGUUAUCCAACACCGUGCACAGUUGUAUAACCUCUGUCAGAAAUAUUUUCCAUUCGCAACUUAAGCUCUACAAAUAAACCCAACAAUAAUGGCUGGCGAAGGCGAGAAACUGACCGGCCUGUCGAAAAUCUUCAAUGGCACCACCAUGGCCGGCCGUGCUAACGUGGCCAAGGCCACAUACGCCGUGAUGGGACUGCUCAUCGCCUACCAGGUCCUGAAGCCCAAGAAGAAGUAGAGCUCUCCACCCCGCAUCUUUCACAGAUCCGUACAGCGCUGCCGGAUUUCGGUUUUUGUCCGGAUCACACGUUGCUCUGUUAAGCGAGCCGUUUAUAUUUAAUGUGUAGUGCAAGACCUUGAAGGAAUAAAUAAGUUGAAAAUGUAACACACUGAA
Drosophila bipectinata is the source of this 412-nucleotide messenger RNA. RefSeq names its product ATP synthase membrane subunit K, mitochondrial (gene Neb-cGP). The record is from RefSeq and is a predicted model, not a curated record. NCBI's taxonomy places the organism in Eukaryota, Metazoa, Arthropoda, Insecta, Diptera, Drosophilidae.